Molecule: messenger RNA, 1592 nt
Organism: Phlebotomus papatasi
Lineage: Eukaryota; Metazoa; Arthropoda; Insecta; Diptera; Psychodidae
Product: histone deacetylase 8-like
Exons: 3
Coding region: 459-1574 (371 amino acids)
Molecular function (GO): histone deacetylase activity
Source: RefSeq, a predicted model, not a curated record
GGAGUUCCGUGAGGCAAGUUUCCUCCUUUAAUCGCGUCCCCAGACUCUCCAGUGAAUUUCGCUGACCAAAUAGGGAAACUUGACUUUCUCGGGCUUUUGAGUGGUGGUGGCUAACCUUGUAGUGAUCUUUUUCGUACAUCUCAUUUUUGCACAAUAGAAGCACGCAAUGCGAAAAUGAAACGCGAAAGAGCAAUAAAAUCGCUCAAGAGAAAAAUUGGGAUAUGUUCUUUUUUGAGGAUUUUUAGAUUACUCACCUUUGGAUUCCAUACAUUUUACAAUAAUUUCUUGUCUAUCUCCCUGUCUUCUCCGCGGAUGAAUUUCAUUUUCACUGAAAAUUUUGAUAAAAAUACGCCAGAAAUGUUAACGGAUAAUUUUCAAAUACUUCCUCAUUCUUCUAAAACAAAAUAGCCGAAAGUUAUGCAAAGUACACUGCGUGUCUCAUCGUGUGACAAGUGAAAAUGGCGCCAACUCUGAUUCACAGUGAAAAAUUACUUGAAGAAUGCGACAAGAUUCCCAAUCUCCUUGGCCGGGCUUCCAUGAUUUAUCGGCUGAUUGAGGCAUACGGGCUACUGAAAUUCGUCAAUGUUGUGGAGCCAAGGAAGGCUCAACAUGAUGAAAUCCUUUUAUGCCAUUCAGAGAAUUACUUGAAACACCUAAAAUCCUGCGAUGGUGAUGAAGAUGUCACUGAGGAAGAUGAAGAAUUUGGUCUAAGCUACGACUGCCCUAAAUUCUCUGGACUCUACCAAUUUGCAGAAAUUAUUGUUGGUGGGACGCUAUCAGCAGCAGAAACACUGAUUUCCGGGAGUAAUUUUGUCAUAAACUGGUCAGGAGGAUGGCAUCAUGCUCAGAGUGAUCGUGCUGAUGGGUUUUGCUAUGUGAAUGAUAUUGUAGUGGGCAUUCAGAAGCUUGUAUCACAUUUCCCGCGCAUAUUGUACCUGGACCUCGAUGUUCAUCAUGGAGAUGGAGUUGAGAAUGCCUUCUCCUGCACACAGAGAGUCUUUUGCUUGUCAUUUCAUCUUCACGAACCUGGCUUCUUCCCUGGAUCUGGGAGUGUGAAUGAAUGCGGCUUUGGGAGUGGAAAAGGGUACUCUGCCAAUUUUCCCUACAAGAGAAACUUGUCCGGAAGGCGAUUUAGAAAAUACUUUACAAAGACAACGAAUCUUGUCAGGGAGAGAUUUGAUCCCUCUGCCUGUGUAAUUCAGUGUGGAGCUGAUGGAAUUGCCGGAGAUCCUCUGGGUGGAGCUAAUUUAACACCGCGGGAUUUUGCAGAUUGCAUUAAGCAGGUAAUGUCCUGGAGUAUUCCCUGUUUAUUUGUUGGAGGCGGUGGGUACAAUUUACCCAAUGCCUCUCGCCACUUUGCCACUCUGACCGCGACAAUUUGUGGAAUAGAUCAGUUACAUGAUGAUAUUCCUGAACACGAAUUUUUUAAUGCCUAUGGAGCCGGAUUUGAGCUCUCAAUUGAACCGAAAAAUCUCCCAGACAGCAACACAGACGAGGAUCUUGAGGAGACUUUUCGGUCAAUUGAGGCUAAUCUCGACAGAUUUAAUGUGAAUUUGAGAAAGAAAAACAAAUAAUAUUGAAGGAUCAGUCAA